CUACCAAUAGGCAUUCACAAUAGAACGACAUCAGUCGUCAGCUGUUCGAAUUGUAAUUUUCUCUCAAGAAAAUUUUUCCUUACAUCGUAAACAUGGAUAACGAGCAGCCAACAACAAGUGCUAAUGCAGCCCAGGCCCAGAACCAGACCAAGGAUCAGGACCACAAUCCCAUGCUGGACUCUCCGAUGCGUGGCCCCACACUGUCUACCUCGACGUCCAGUUUUGAAGCCUUGGCACACGCCCAUGAUCCAAAUCUCAGCAAGUUGGCCACAAAGAUGUUCCAGAAGACUGAAGACUAUAUAUCACACGAACUGAACGCGCCUUUGGAGGACUAUAAAUUGCUUGAGGAGAUGAACAGAGCCACUAUUGGUAAAUACAAGGAUAUGCGACAGAUAGCUGAAAAUCUCAAUGUGGGCACUAGCGAGCUGUGCGGCAAGUUCCAGCAGCUGGCACCGCUAAUGCAGCAAAUCGAUGAAAUAUCCGAUACCGUAGACAAGCUGGAGGCGGCAGCCUACAAAUUGGACGCUUAUAGCAUAGCACUGGAGAAUAGGGUCAAGUGUGUAUUACAGCGAAAGUCGCACGCAGGACAUUAAUCGACAAUGACAUUUAUUAAUUAAAGAAUAGCUUGUAAGUUUUACCCGAGUAACAAUUUAAAUAUAAUCGCAACUAUAUUAAGAAAUAUCAGCGGAACUGUUGAAAGUGGGAAAGAGAUGGGACACGUGUUAAUCUUUAAAGUGCUUCCAUUAUUAUGUGCUACUUACUCUUGGCAACUGUGCGAAUAGAGCGAAUUAGGUUCAGCAGCUGAUCUUUUGCACUGGGAGCUCCAAAGUCUUGUUGACCCGCCUGUCUGCCCCAACCAACUGUAAAUGCAGCGUGUCAAAAGUUGCAAUUGCGGCAAGUCUGGGUUUUAGUCUACUUACAUUUGGCCAAGAAACGUUCUUCAUGCAGAAUGCACACGGCAUUUAAGCAGAGCAGCGAGGCUUCAAUCAGUGUCCACAGUGUAAACAUUGUGUAUAGCGUAUAUAUAAAC
Molecule: messenger RNA, 1030 nt
Organism: Drosophila sulfurigaster albostrigata
Lineage: Eukaryota; Metazoa; Arthropoda; Insecta; Diptera; Drosophilidae
Gene: Blos2
Product: biogenesis of lysosome-related organelles complex 1 subunit 2
Exons: 1
Coding region: 93-593 (166 amino acids)
Biological process (GO): lysosome localization; endosomal transport
Cellular component (GO): BLOC-1 complex; gamma-tubulin complex; BORC complex
Molecular function (GO): gamma-tubulin binding
Source: RefSeq, a predicted model, not a curated record